CGUCGCGUUCUGUUGAGCUGGAGAGAUGUUCGGAUCGCUGAAUGCCAACUACGUGCGGAUGGUCAUUGCUGGCUCCUCCGUAGUUGUUUCCCUGCUCAUAGCGGGCUUCACCACCACCUGGGUGGAGAUCCAUAAGUGCUGGGGAUUCAUUGUGUGGCCUCAUGUUUGCCUGCUGCAGAUCGUCGGUGGAAUAUUUCUGUUCGUGGGCUCCUCAAAGGUAAGGCAAAUACCUUGUUGUAUAAAAGCUUAUAAAAGAGCAAUCACUGGCUUUUCCUGCCCUGGCUGCUGGCAGCAUGCAUAUUUAUCUACACGCUAUUGUACAAAUCCAUCGUUUACUUCUACAAUCUGGAGGGUAGAAUGUUAUUUGUGGUUCCCCUGUUUCAAUCCAUUGCAGGACUUUCUUCAAAUGCACACUCAAUCGCAUCGAACAGUCGCCAUAAUGGAGUCGUUGCAAACGGAAUAUUAGUGCGUUUGUCGUUUUUUUCUAGCCCAGUGAGAAGCAGUUGAGCCGAGUGUAUGGGGCAAAUAAGUGUGAACAUGGUGUUUGCUGCGGGGUGUGCUUUCGUAGCCAAAAGUAAAAUAAGCGUUAAAAUGUCUGCUAACCCAGUGGAAGACUGGUCGGUGGGGUGUGGGUUCCGGGUCUCUUCUGGGGCUUUUGCGGUAUCGUUGCAUGCGUAUUGCAUUACCCGUCUCCUGUCCCCAACCACCCAACCACCCUCAACCCAUUGGCCCACCCCCUUUGGCACAAAGUGGCGUAUGAAUAGAUACAUGUUUUGUUGCCCGUUUUGUUCUGUUUGCCAUCCCACAAGCCCCUUCUCCGCCUGUCUGUGGACUGGUUGUCGUAAUCCAACAAGCAGACAGGUUAAAUACACCGCAAGGACAGACUCACACACACACACACAAACAGUGCGGCUGCUGGAAAAAAGUGUGACAAAGAUGGUGGGGAAAACUGGCGGGAAAUGGGCGGAUAUUCGGGGAGGCGACUCGAGUCGCGCGAUUCGGUUGGGAAACAGACGCAUCCAAACAAACAAUAAUCAUGCAACAAUAGUGAGAGCCGCAAACAAAUUGCUUUUCUAUGUAUACACUGGAGUACAGGGAGCUGAGUGCACAGGGGGAAAAUAAGUUAUAUAUCAUAAAUAACAAGAUACAAGAACAAGAUAUUUAAAAUCUAGCAUUAUCAAUCUUUUCUGUGAAUGAAAUUAAUCAUUUAAGUAAGAAAAUAUUAGAAAUAAUGUUAUAAUAUUGUAUUUAUUCAACUACAACGCAAUUGUUUAUUUUUAAGCUAGUUACUAGUAAUCGCAUU
Molecule: messenger RNA, 1303 nt
Organism: Drosophila mauritiana
Lineage: Eukaryota; Metazoa; Arthropoda; Insecta; Diptera; Drosophilidae
Exons: 3
Coding region: 26-466 (146 amino acids)
Source: RefSeq, a predicted model, not a curated record